AUGGAUGAAAUAACAGAACAGCCGCCUUCCGCUUUGAACGAAAGGAUACUCGAAAGCUUAUUAGGGCUUACUGAUCAGGACUUUGACGAAGACAACGAAGAUAAUUUAUUUGGAGAAGAUGAUUGGGAAAUCUCAUUUGAUGAAGUAGAUGAUCAUAUUUCUGAAUUCCAGGAAGAUGAAUUUGUGCGCGAAGCAUUUGCAAAGGGCAUGGAUCUGCGAGAAUAUGCACGAAAUAUAGAAAAAGAAUUGAGUGUAAUUGAACGAGAACAUGAAAUAGAUUAUAUUAAUCAAGCUAAAAAUUUCAUAGAACUUCAUAAUCAGAUCCAGUCAUGUGAUCAAACUCUAGCAACUAUGGAAAAUAUGCUGAGUGUUUUUCAAAUGGAUUUGGGUAACAUUAGUACAGAAAUCCAAACUUUACAGGAUAAAUCAAUUUCAAUGAACAUAAAACUCAAGAAUCGAACAGCUGUGGAAAAAAAAUUAAGCGCAGUUCUAGAAGGAACUGUAAUACCGCCGUCCAUGAUCAAAGUAAUUACGGAGGACGAUGUUGAUGAAGCAUGGUUAGCGUACUUAAUGGAGCUUAAUAAAAAGAUGACCUAUGUAAAAGAUGGACAAACAAAUAACGUUAAGGCGAUUAGAGAUGCAACUGAGAAAAUUCGUGACUUUCUUUUGAACAAAAUACGAUCACUUCGCAUACCAAACACAAAUGUUCAAAUUCUGCAGCAAUCCGUUUUGUUGAAAUAUAAAGCACUUUAUCAAUUCGUGAUAGAGCGAUACAGUGAAGUUGCAUUUGAGAUAAUGCAUAAUUAUAUAAAUACCAUGAGGUGGUACUUUUUCAAUCAUUUUGAGAGAUACAAUCGAACGUUGCAAAAACUUCAAAGCCAAAUCGGAGAUAAAUUUUCAUUGAUCGGAUAUGAUGAAAAUACCAGAAAGGGUGGUCUAUUUGGAUCUGGUAAAAUUGCUUUACAAGACAAGACAAGCAUGUUUGCAUUAGGUGAUAGAAUUGACACACUUCGUAACCAAGAUGCUGGUGUAAUCUUGGUUCAUGUUGCUGAGAAUAAGAAUCAGAAAUAUCCAUAUGAAGCACUAUUCAGGAGCUUUAAUUUAACAUUUAUUGAUAAUGCUAGUUCGGAAUAUCUUUUUAUUGUAGAAUUCUUUGCCAAGGAUGACAAGCCCAAUGUUGAUUGGGCAAGAGAUAUUUUUGCUGAAAUUUUUGAUACAACCAUCAAAAUGGGCUUGAAUUCUACAAAACAAUACGUUGAAACCACUUACGAUGCCAUCGGCAUACUUCUCUGUAUUCGACUUAACACACAAUUUGCAUUAGAAUUACAGAGAAGACGUGUUCCUGCACUUGAAGGAUACACUAAUCAAACAAAUAUGUUAUUAUGGCCUAGAUUUCAAGCUAUCAUGGACAUGCAGAUUGAAAGUUUAAGAAAGGCCACAAACAAAUUAAUAGUUAAAGAUGUUCAUCCACAUCAUAUAGCACGUCGAUAUGGGGAAUUAUCAGCCUCUAUAUUAAUACUUAAUGAAGAUUAUAAUGAUCCAAUUUUGUCGAAUAAUCUGUUGAGAUUACGGAAUGAAUUGGAACAAUUUCUUGAAAAAAUGUCAAAAACUUUUGAUGAAUAUAAAAAUAGCUCGAUAUUCCUUAUUAAUAAUUAUGAUUUGAUAAUUACAAUUUUGGGAGAAACUGGAGGCAAAGCUGUUGAAACUGAAGUCAAUCAUUUUAGAGAGCUUUUAAACGGUAAAAUAUCAGGAUUUGUGGAAGAGGAAUUGCAGCCUUAUUUUGGCAGUUUAAUAUCUUUCAUUAAGCAAGUAGAUCAAGGAAAAGAUAUCUCAGCCAUUGAUUCAAGUGUUUUUGAUCAGAUUUCUUCGGAUUUUGCUGCGACUUGGCGCCAAUCUAUAACUUCUAUUAACACAUCAGUGAUCCAACAUUUUUCAAAUUUUAAGAAUGGCACAUCCAUAUUGCAUGCAGUUUUAGGACAAUUGAUAAUUUAUUAUACAAGGUUUUGUAAUAUACUUGAAGAAAGAAUGAAUGAUGGCAGUAUAAGAAUCAAGCAUCAACCUGUUGGAGUACAAAGUGUUAUGGUAGAAAUAAAAAAGUUUCGAAGUAAUUUUUAA
This is a messenger RNA of Cetraspora pellucida, 2115 nucleotides long. The record is from the annotation of a GenBank genome assembly. Lineage: Eukaryota; Fungi; Glomeromycota; Glomeromycetes; Diversisporales; Gigasporaceae.